UAUUCAAGGAACCCUAAUCAGUGAGAAGCUUUUCUUCUUCACCAAGCCACCGCUCAAACUUCCUUGUCUUCCAUUCUUCGUCUUACGACAUGGACAGAAUAAGAGACUUGGCCUCCAAGAAAGCGGCAGGGAUCUUCACGAAAAGCUCAUGUUGCAUGUGCCACAGCAUCAAGUGGGUGGAGUCCAUCGAUUCACAUUCUCUCUUCUACGAGCUCGGAGCGAGCCCGGCGAUCCACGAGCUCGACAGGGACCCCGAAGGCCAUGAAAUGGAGCGUGCGCUACGUUCUCUUGGCUCGAACCCUACUGUCCCAGCGGUUUUUGUCGGGGGAAAGUACGUCGGCUCGGCCAAAGACAUCAUCUCCUUCCACGUCGACGGCUCGCUCAAGCAGAUGCUUAAGGACGCCAAGGCCAUAUGGUUUUAGUACUCAACUAGUCCAUACAUAAUCGCGGUUGAGGGGAAUCAAAAUCAAUAUCCUGAAUGAUAUAUAUGUGUGUAUGUACGUAACCGGGAGGGAACAUCGGUGUAUUAGAAAGGCUUUGUUUCUGUCGUCGGGUUUAUAUAGAUAUAUUACGCAUAAUCAACCUACAUUGCACGGAAGAAAAGAGCUUCCUGACUUAUGGUAUAUC
Tarenaya hassleriana is the source of this 627-nucleotide messenger RNA. RefSeq names its product glutaredoxin-C11-like. The record is from RefSeq and is a predicted model, not a curated record. Bases 90 to 422 code for a protein of 110 amino acids. The transcript has a single exon. Lineage: Eukaryota; Viridiplantae; Streptophyta; Magnoliopsida; Brassicales; Cleomaceae.